Messenger RNA from Eufriesea mexicana, 1616 nucleotides. RefSeq names its product Vacuolar protein sorting 37A (gene Vsp37A). The transcript has 5 exons. Bases 102 to 1367 code for a protein of 421 amino acids. Lineage: Eukaryota; Metazoa; Arthropoda; Insecta; Hymenoptera; Apidae. Gene Ontology annotation, biological process: protein targeting to membrane; protein targeting to vacuole; ubiquitin-dependent protein catabolic process via the multivesicular body sorting pathway. Gene Ontology annotation, cellular component: ESCRT I complex. The record is from RefSeq and is a predicted model, not a curated record.
GUGUGACGAGGGCCGAAACAGCUGUUCUGCUGUUGGAUGGUUGCUUUGACAGGGAGGUCGAAGGAUAAAGCGAAUGUUUUAUUUAGAUUUAACCCUUUUAAAUGAUAUCGCGAAUAUUCCGUGGCGAAAAUGAGAAUGUUGCAGUCAAGAGAAAACGGCAAAUCGACACUCUGAAAAUUUUUAACGACAAUGUAGUAGAGUUAAGAGAAGAUGUGGAAUAUCAGGUACAAUUCAAUGCUGGGGAAAGGAGAAUGGCUAUUAUGGUCUCUUUGUCACCGGAGUUUCCGUUGGAAAAACCAGUGCUUAGGGUUUCUCCACCCAUAAACCACCCUUGGUGUAAUGAACAUAGUGAAAUCACAAGCGCACCAGGACUACUUAAUUUUACAGUGCAUAGUGAUCUUGGUCGUGUUGUUCAAGCUAUCAUUAGAGAGUUCAGCAAACAUCCACCACAGUUAUUAGAAGACAUCUCUCCUGGAUCUGUGAAAUCUCAUAGAGAUUCACAAGGAAGGAAUUCUCCAUCUUAUUCGUUACAACAGUACCCAGAAAUUCCACCAACAUCAUACAAUUCUUACUAUUCCACUCAAUAUCCACAAUAUUCGUCUACCAGUGCGAAUACUUGUAUUUAUAAUUAUAAUCACACGAAUUCAGGUACUGCAUAUGUGACGGAUAGCCAUACGAAAUUCGGUUCUCCAUCGCAGCAUUUAACGUAUAUUUCAAGUUCGACAAGUAGUUCACUUCAUAAUACAGAUUCAUCGAGAUACAGUUCGAAUCAACAUGGAACAUAUUUGAAUUCGCAUUACGUAAACGCGAAUUAUCAUCAACAGUCGUUGCCGAAUCAAGCGCAAAUCAAGUUGCGGCAAAGUGUAGCGUUUCCAGAAUUGAAUAACUUGACUAAUGAGGAAUUGAAACGACUAAGCGAGGAUGAUGAUAAAUUAGAUGAAUUCCUGGAUAAACAUUCCGAGUUAAAAGACAUUAACAUAGCUAUUGACGAUGCAAUAGAUUGGGUCCAAAAAACUGCCGAGGCCAAUGUAGCCAAAGAACCCGAGCUUAGAGAAUUGCAGUCUGACGUAACAAAUAAAGUACAGACUGUCACUGCACUAAAGACUAGAUAUGAUCAGCUUAUACAACGAUACAAUAAGUUGUCUGAGGCAUUUACUCCAGAUCACAUAAAAGAAUGUUUAAGGAAAGCAGCAGAUGAGAGUCACGAGGAAAGUGAACGAAUUGCCGAGGACUUCUUGAAUAGAAAAAUCGAUGUCGAACGUUUCCUCAGUACGUAUAUUGAAUGUAGGAAAUUGGGUCAAGCAAGAAGAUCUAAAGAGGAAAAAUUAGCACACCAGUUAAACGAGUUGAAACGAGCGGGUUAUUAAAAUCAUGUAUAAUCUUAUCUUUUUCUAUGAAUCGAACAACUUGUAAAUAAUGCCUAGUUCAAUUAAACGAUACUGUGAAUUUGAAUAGCAUUCGUGUUUAUGAAAUAUCUAUGCGAUAAAAAUACUCGCUGGCAGAGAACAUUUUUAUAACGUAUUAAUACGUUACUACGUUGCAGAGUUACGUCAUUGCAAUAUAUACAUGAGCUACAUUAAAAAUUAAUUAAAUUGUGUGGCAUUCCGGACAAAUAA